This is a messenger RNA of Aplosporella prunicola CBS 121167, 1212 nucleotides long. RefSeq lists its product as uncharacterized. Gene Ontology annotation, molecular function: lipid binding. Lineage: Eukaryota; Fungi; Ascomycota; Dothideomycetes; Botryosphaeriales; Aplosporellaceae. Gene Ontology annotation, biological process: phospholipid transport; mitochondrion organization. The coding region runs from base 1 to 1212 and encodes 403 amino acids. Gene Ontology annotation, cellular component: ERMES complex. The transcript has a single exon. The record is from RefSeq and is a predicted model, not a curated record.
AUGUCGAUCGACAUCCAUUGGGACACGCUGACCGGCGGGGCCGACGGUGCUGCGUCGGCCGAGACGGUGCGCGCCUUCAUCCACGACAGGUUCCAGCAGGUGACGCUGCCGCGCUUCAUCCGCUCCGUCCACGUCCAUUCCUUUGACUUUGGCUCUGUCGCCCCCGACGUCGAGAUCAAGGACAUUUGUGACCCCCUGUCCGACUUCUAUGAGGAAGACGAUGAUGACACGGCCUCGGACGCUGUGCCCCACGAGAGGGCCUCGCGGGAACGCAGACCGCGCGAGCCUAAAACCAACGAGUCGCCAUGGAGCCCCCCACGCCCUGCGCCUCAUCUUGACUCCAGACUAACCACCGGCCUCCGCACUGGAUUGGCCCUCGGCGAACAGCUAGGCAACUCGCUCUCCAGAGCGGCCACGCCUGGCAUUCCUGGUGGCACUUCGAACAUGAGCUAUUUCCACCUGCCACUCGGCGCCGGCCUGUCAGGUACCACUACCCCUUUCGCUGCUGUCGCUGGCGCACAGUUCCAAAACGGAUGGCAUGACUACUCUCAUCACACGGAGCCGCCGCACACGCCUCGCAACCACUCGGCCGCCUCCAUCAGCUCGAACACGCCACCCUCGACCGCAGACCUUGAUUCGCGGCCUCAAUCCCAGCAUCAACAAGAUCCCGCCACAGAUGCAGAAAACUACAAGUCACAGCGCCAUGACAGCAACAGCAGCAGCGCCAGUCCCUCGCCGGCUGCGACACCUCGCAUGCGCGAAGCAAGCCCCGAAGACAUACAAGUCGUAUCUCGCGUGCGCUACUGUGGAGAUAUCAGAAUGGUGCUGACUGCCGAAAUCCUCCUCGACUAUCCAAUGCCUAGCUUCGUCGGCAUCCCACUCAAACUGACAGUCACUGGCUUGACCUUCGAUGGCGUUGCAAUCUUGGCUUACAUCAAGAAGCGAGCGCACUUCUGCUUCCUGGCGCCAGAAGAUGCCGAAGCCCUAGUCGGAAGAGAUGCCGAGGAAGCCAACCUGGCAGACAUGCAGCCCCGGCGCAAGACGGCCGGUCUUCUUGAAGAGAUACGGAUUGAGAGCGAGAUAGGCCAGAAAGAGCACGGGAAGCAGGUGUUGAAGAACGUGGGCAAGGUGGAAAAGUUCAUCUUGGAGCAAGUGCGCCGCAUCUUCGAGGACGAGUUUGUCUACCCAAGCUUCUGGACAUUUCUCGUAUGA